Molecule: messenger RNA, 1194 nt
Organism: Emiliania huxleyi CCMP1516
Lineage: Eukaryota; Haptophyta; Isochrysidales; Noelaerhabdaceae
Exons: 3
Coding region: 1-1194 (397 amino acids)
Source: RefSeq, a predicted model, not a curated record
AUGUUGUCCGCGAUUGAGGCAGGCACUAGCUCGAUCUAUUGCGGCAACCAGUGCCGUUGGUAUCACGGCUUCUUCGACCGAUCCAUCGAGGGCACACCAGGCCCGGGCACAGCAGGCUCAGGUGGGUUGAGCCCUCGAUGCUCGAUUACGUACAAAUACGCCAAACCGUUCGACCCGGACUACUGGGCUGACGAGUACUCGACCGAGUACCUGUGCAUACUCGGCAACAACGAGAAAUUCCCCAAGAGUGUGAGCAAGCGCGAGGUGAUGGCAAAGUGCGGGCAAGCAGAUGCCGAACAGGAGCAUUCCGAGUGUCAGAAGGCGAAGGCUGAGAUCGAGAGCGAUGGCUCGAAGGUCCUCCACUGCGGGAAGUGCAGCUCGUGCUCGACAUUCCACGACAUGGCGGUCAUGGACAAGACCAAGACCACCAUUACGAGUCACAUGACCGACUGCUCGGCGAAAUGGAGCCUGGGACUCCUCGACUUUCCAAGAUUCCCGCCGGAUUCCGCCUCCUUGAUCAAAUGCCUCCGGGAAAAGGGGAUCGACUUCACCGAGGACAGUGCGGAAGCGUGGGAGGACCCGGCCAAUAAACCGUCGUGUAUGCAAACAUGGGUCGACAACAUUGUCAACGACAAGAUGCUCUGUAUGUGGCACUGCCUUACGAAGUUCAUAAAGACGAAGAACUCUGGCGAUUUUGCGCGAGACCAAUGCCUCCAAUGCGAUGAAUACACAUCUGGUCCAGCAUUCAUCAAGGGGGCCGGCGCGAAUCGCCGCUCAACAGGCAUCAGGAGCGACAUCAAACGCACGCAGCUUGAUGGCACCGAAUGGGUGGAGAAGAUUUGUCCGAUUGGCUUCUAUUCGCAACCCCCUCCCGCACUUCCGGAGGCGAGCUCGAUCUGCAUCACGAACCACGCCUGGUACUCCCUACGCUGGGCUUUCGAGAAUUCGUCCGGCAAUGUGGUUGGACCCUGGGCUCAAUAUCCUGUCUUUCAUAAGAAGGUGUGCAUGGACCUCAACAAGAUCAUACCGCCCCCGGGUCCGGGAACAUACCGCGCCCGGGUCGUUCCCGUUGGGGGAUUGGGCCAUUACACGACGACGCCGGAAGUGACCUUCAAGCCCGGCGUGGACCGCCAGAUCAGCAUCACUUGCCGGGGAACCACCCUGAACCCCAGUUGCACGAUCGACGGCAAGUGA